AUUGUCAUGUGGCCGCUGGCGACCACCGGCCAGGAGGGGGUUCCUGUGCUGUUCCACGAGCCAAAUGUCGUCACAGGAUUCCGACCUAUCAACCAGCCCUGGAUCGCCUACUUCCUGAGUGCCUUUCAGUUGCACAACGAGCUGUUGAACGUGUGGACCCACCUGGUGGCGCUGGUCAUGGUGCUGGUGUGUGGCGGACAGUUCUCCCGCGAGUUUGACCUCCUCUCUGACCCCUACAUGUGGCCGCUGGCUGUGGGAAUCAUCACAAUGGUGGUGCUGUAUCUGUGCAGCUCUUUCGCGCAUCUCUUGCAGAACAGGUCAGAGCUGGCCCACUACACGUGCUUCAUGUGUGACUACGCGGGGAUCGGCCUGUACGGGUUUGGGAGCACCAUGGUUCACUACUGGUACUGUCUGCACGAGGAUCUACUGGGCUCUCUCUCUCACCAGUUGGCUAUCCCGGUGGGUGCGGUUCUGGCGGUGGUGGUGUGCACCUGUUGCUCGAUCUCCAAGACCAAGUACCAGCGACCGUACCCCUUUGCCCGUCGCCUGUGGCAGAUGUCCUCGGUCCUGGCCAUCUACGUGUGGCUCAUCUUUCCCAUCUGGUACAGGAUCUGGCUGUAUGUUCAUGACGGGAAGUGGGAGUCGAGCUUCACCCACCACCUCAAACAAAUGCUUUGGUUCACCACCGGCGGAUUUUUCUUCGGCUCAGAUAUACCGCAAAGACUUUUCGCAGCGGGAACGUUCGACCUGGUCGGCCACAGCCAUCAGCUGUUCCAUGUGUGCAUCAUGAUGACGACCUACGAGCAGCUCAACGCUCUCUACCUCGAGCUCACCGACGGCAUCAGCAUCGUGCACAACAUGGCCGCCCCCACGCUCUUUGAGACCUGGGGCAUGCUGGGAUGUGUGCUGGUGGCCAACUCCUUCGUCGUCUACUUCUUCCACUUCUCCGUCCGGAGGUGCCUGGGCCAGGACGGACGGAACAAGAAAGAGGAAAAGCAAGGAGAGAAGGACAAGUGUAAGGGACAUGGGGGGGGGAGUGUUGGGAAUGGCCGUUGUAUUGAUGGCGCUCCGUGGCAGAUGUCCCAGCGGGGGCCCAGCGGGGGGCGGUCGGUCGGGGAGCGGUCUGACGAGGGGCCGGUCCACACCAGCAACGGAAACAUGGCGGCCACCAAUGGCUCCGGGGGCUCCUAGCUCCUACCUUGUGGGCUCCUACCUGGUGGGCUCCUACCUGGUGGGCUCCCCUCCUAGAACAAAGCCAACAAUCAGACAACGGUGAACAUUUCCUGGAUGGCUUCAGCUUUUGGACCCCCAACAAGAUUUGUGCAUGUUGUGUGUGGGUCAGGGGGUGUGUGGGUGUGUGUGGGUCAGGGGGUGUGUGGGUGUGUGUGGGUCAGG
Messenger RNA from Aplysia californica (California sea hare), 1395 nucleotides. RefSeq names its product membrane progestin receptor beta. The record is from RefSeq and is a predicted model, not a curated record. Gene Ontology annotation, molecular function: signaling receptor activity. Gene Ontology annotation, cellular component: membrane. Lineage: Eukaryota; Metazoa; Mollusca; Gastropoda; Aplysiida; Aplysiidae.